Molecule: messenger RNA, 1608 nt
Organism: Tricharina praecox
Lineage: Eukaryota; Fungi; Ascomycota; Pezizomycetes; Pezizales; Pyronemataceae
Exons: 5
Coding region: 104-1510 (468 amino acids)
Biological process (GO): secondary metabolite biosynthetic process
Molecular function (GO): monooxygenase activity; FAD binding
Source: RefSeq, a predicted model, not a curated record
CCCCUCCCACACACACACACACACACACACUCCCCCCCCCUCCCACUCCCAGUCUUUCUCGGCCGCAUAAACAUCCCUCAAAACAAAACAUAAAAAAAAAAGCAUGGCUUCACCAAUUGCCAACUACCCUCCCACGGGCAUUAGUCUUGUCAUAGUAGGCGCCGGAUUCGGUGGCCUCACCGCGGCAGUGGAGGCCCACUUGAAAGGCCAUCAAGUGCUUGUCCUCGAAAAGGCGGCGAAAUGGGAACAGCUGGGGGAUAUCAUCUCAAUCAGCCCUAACGCAGGGAGGAUUCUGUCCAGAUAUGAUUGCACAAUGGUCACAGACAAGCUCAACGCAUUGUGCAUGCACCAUGAUGUCUUCCGUAUCCACACACAUACGGGCGAGUGGGUUCUGGAUCAGCCGAAAUUCCCCUCGAGCCCAGAGCGGCCCAUGUACAAUGGUCACCGCGCAGACUUUCACCGCGUAAUCUACGAAUACGCUGUCUCACUGGGUAUCCCAAUCAUCAUGGGACAGCGGAUAGCCUCAUACCACGAGGACGACCGGGAGGGGAAAGCCUGGGUUGUCACGGAAGAAGGCAAGAUUUUCAAGGGCGACGUUGUCGUCGGUGCCGAUGGCGUCCGCAGUAAGGCACGAAAACUGGUUCUCGGCUAUGACGAUAAGCCGAGGACAAGCGGUUAUGCCGUCUAUCGUGCGUGGUUCAAUGUCGAGGAAGCGGGCAUCGGAAACGAUCCCUUGACGAGGGAGUUCGUUGCGAAUGGUGACACCCAUACGGGCUGGCUGGGACCAGACGUUCACUUUCUUGUCGCCACAUGCAAAGGAGGUAAAGAACUAUCGUGGGUCUGCACCCACAAGGAUGAUGCCGAUAUCGAGGAAUCCUGGAGCCUCCCCGGUAAAAUCGACGACGUCCUGAAAAUACUCGAGAAUUGGGAUCCUAGGUGCAGGGCUAUCGUAUCAAAGACUCCUUCCUGUGUCGACUGGAAGCUUGUGCACCGCGACCCGUUGCCCACAUGGAUCACUCCCGCCGGGCGCACCUGUCUACUCGGAGAUGCAGCCCACCCCUUCCUUCCCACCAGCAUUCAGGGGUGUAGUCAAGCCAUCGAAGAUGGCUGCGCACUGGCAACCUGUCUCGCCCUCUCGCACGCGGACCCCGCCGUCUCCGCGCACCAGAAAGUCCCCACAGCACUGCGAACCUACCAACGCCUGCGCUACGAGCGGGUGAAGGAGGCCCAGAAGGGCGGUGAAAAGGUCCGCGACAUGUGGCACAAGGCCGACUGGACCAAAGUGAGGGAGAAUCCAGAGAGCAUCAAGCUGCCGCGGGCGGACUGGCUGAUGCUACACGACUGCGAGCGAUUUGUGAGACGACUCUGGCGAUAUGCUAGCGUUGAGGGCACCGAGCUGAAGAGGGAGUGGCUUGCGGCUGGACCCGAGAGCGAUGAGGCACUUUACACCGAGUUUCCACCGACACCGGUGCUUACUCCUAGUGAGGAGCUGGAGAAGAGGCUCGAGUAAUUGAUUCAUUGUUUUCCCCCCCUUUGUUUGGUAGAGAGGUGUGGUUUUGUAUGGUAUAUGAGUUUCGUCGGCGUUUUUUUUUUGUGUUUGGGGGGGGG